This is a messenger RNA of Plasmodium relictum, 5304 nucleotides long. It is a transcript of the gene DOC2, whose product is annotated as double C2-like domain-containing protein, putative. Lineage: Eukaryota; Apicomplexa; Aconoidasida; Haemosporida; Plasmodiidae. The transcript has 6 exons. The record is from RefSeq and is a predicted model, not a curated record. The coding region runs from base 1 to 5304 and encodes 1767 amino acids.
AUGUUCGACAAAUUUAAAAAUAUUAUUAAUCUAAAUAAAAGUAACGCAGAAAAAGAAGAACCAAAAAAUGUUGAGAUAAAUGAAAAUCAAGAUUCUAAUUCACCACCACCUGAUGAAACCCCCGUCGGAGAAGCGGAUGAAAAAACUUUUUUUGACGAGAUGCUAGGGGCACCCCAAUAUACUUAUGAUGAAUUUUUGGAAGUUUUAAGAGCUCCUCAAGAAGAAAGAGGAGAUACAGAAGAUGCAAAAAAACAUUGGGGAUACCCUAGGAGGUGGAAAGUUAUUUUGUGGGAUUUACAAAUUCAGAAUUAUAUGAACAAUGACUUUAAUGCUUUUGUAGAUUUUGAUUUUGGUGGUAAUAGAGAAGAGUGUAGGAUACAAAGGGGAACAACUAUGAAAAUAUAUGCAAAAGGAAAAACAAAAAACAGUCUAAGAACUCAUGUAGUUUCUAAUGUUGCUGCUGAACAAAAAAAAAAUAUGAAUUUCCGGAAUGUUUUUGAAUAUAGAGGCUCUUAUUUAGAUUUAGAAAACGAAAAAUUAAGAAUAAAAGUAUGGGAGUAUAAACAAUUUACAUUAAAUAAAUUAGAAGGGAUAUAUGAAGAACCAUUACUAUCUUUUGCUGUUGGAGAGGUAUAUAAUGAAACAACUCUAUAUAAAUUUAUAAAGGAUUCAAGAGUUAAACGUUGUCGCUUAUUUUUUCAAUUAUAUUUUCAAGAAUUGUAUGAUUUUGAAUUAUCUUUUUUAAAUUGGUCUUUUAGUGAUUUAUUAUCGUCUGCAUGUAUGCAAGCUAGAAGCCUAAGCUAUCUUGCAGAUCCAGAUAAAAUAAAAAAAAGAUACAUAGAAGAUGGGAAAUGUAAUAUUUUUCCUUUCGUUUGUAAAAAUACAAGGAAAUUAAAAAAUAAGAAUAAGUUUGGAAAAAAAAAGUCCGAUAAAAAUACAAAUCCAAAUUUAUCUUUUAAUACUGCAGCUUCAGAAGAUUCAAUUGAUAGUACAAAAAAUAACGAGACUACAAAAAACCUAGAAAAUUUGUUUUUUCGAAAUUUGAGCUUAAUGCAAAAUGUAGAAGAAAAUGAGGAUUUAUCUUAUAAAAAAUUAGAAAAUGUUAAAUUACCUAAUCCUAGAGUAACAAUUACAUUAACACAUACACCAAAAGGCCAUGAGGGAUUAAACUUAGUAUCAAUAGAACAAAAAAAUAUUGACUUCCCUAUAUGGGAUAAUUUGGGAGAAAUAUAUUUUAGAGGAACACUAAGAGAUCUGGAUGUUUCCUAUUUAAAUAUUAAAGUAGAAGAUAUGUCAGCACCUAAAGCAAUCCGAGAAAUUGGAAUUUGUCAGAUUCCAUUAAAAGGAAUCGUUGAUUAUCCAUAUGUUAUGCAUGAAUUAGAGGCACCUUCAUGGCUGAUUGAAGAGGCAAAAUAUGAAGGUUGGGAAAAAAAAUUAGAAGAAUGGAAACUAGGAACUCUAGAAGGAAAAGUCAUGAUUGCAAGAGUACCUAGGUAUAGACAAAUAGGAGAUAUUUAUCAUGUGGAUCAUAGACAUUGUUAUUUAAUUGUUCAUAUAUUACAUAUAGAUCAAAUUGUUACUAUAGAUAAUAUUAAAGAAUUAGAUAGUUAUGUAGAGGUGUCUUUUGAUGAAACUAGUAGAAGAACUAGAGUAAUUAAGAAAACGUUGGUCCCUAAUUACGACAGUCUCAUUUCUAUACCUUUAAGAUUUAAUAAUAAAAAUGAAAUAAAUUACCAAAAUUUUAGUAAAAAAGGGCGUAUAUAUAUAGAUGUAUGGGGAAAAGCAGAAGAUAUUGUAUAUAUAGGUGGAACUUCCAUAAAUCCCUAUGAAAUAUUUUUUAAUGAAAAAAAUUUAAAAAGAAGUACAACUAAAUUAGAACAUAUAGAUUUAGAAACUAAUGUAAAAACAAAUUAUGAUACUAUUGUUUUCAAAGGAUGUAAAAAGUUGUCAUUUUUACAUGAUGAUCAAAGAAUGUCAAAUAUUCAUUUUAGUAUAUGGACCUAUCCAGAUAUAUUAAGUAAUGAUAAUGAUAAAAUAUCUGCACCACCUGUUUUUAAUACCACAAUGAAUUUUCCAAUUAAAUUAGCAGAAAAAUAUGAAAAAUUAAAAAGAUUAUAUAUGGAAGUAUUAAAAACAAUAAAAGCUAUACCUGAGAGUUGCGUUGAUAUUUCAACUUCUAAAAGGUUUUUUAAUUAUGAAUUAUAUAAUCAAAGAAAAGAAUAUCAUUUUCUACCUACAUUAAUAACUAAUAUCAAAUCUCCAUAUUGUGCUGAAUCAACUAACGGAAUAUUUCAUUAUAUACGGUGUAUACCUUUUAUUCAUAAAAAAGAAAAUUUAGCGUUUACACCGGAUUUUACUUUACAAUUAAAAGGAGGAAAUGCUUUAGAUCACAGCUUAUUGCUAUGUAGUUUGUUUUUAGGUAUCCCAGUUAUUUCUUUUGUAUGUUUUGGAACAUUAUGGGAUAAUCAAAAGCACUCGUGGGUUGCUACUUUUGAGUUUAAUGAAGAAAAAAAUUAUGGUCUUGUAAAAUUUUGGGAAACAACUACUGGUAACGUUUAUGUUUUAAAAAAAAGAUUUCAAGAUUUAAAUAAACUGAAAGGUAUAGAAAUAAAAUUAAGUGAAACAAAAUAUAAAUCACAUUUAAGAUAUGGAUUUAUACAAAAAAACAAUGAAAAUAAUGCAAAUAUGAGUAGUAUUAAAGAAGAAACAAAAAGACAUAUUAAACACCUAUUUAAAAAUAGACAAACAGAUGUACCUAUAGGUGGGCCAUCUUUGCCUUAUAAGACUAUAGAUCUUAUAUUUAAUAAUAAAAAUAUUUAUUUAAAUUUGCAAGAUCCGAAUCCCUUAAAUAUUUGGUAUGAUUAUUGGAGAUUUGAUUUUUGGUUUCCUUUCUCUUCUAUUGAAUACAAUAUACAACCUUGUUUUACUAUAAAAAGUUUCAGUCACAAAAUGGAAGAUAUGGAAUUGGAUAGAAUUGCAAAAGACCUUAGAAACAAUAUUGAAAAAAAUAUUACUAUUUUUAGAGCUUCAAGGAAUUUAUCUACUCGUUGGAAUCGUGAUGAAACCCUAGAAUUAUUUUUACAAGUUGGUUUAGAACUACUUCAUCAAUUAAAUACAUCGAGGAAUGAAGAUGCACUGUUAGCAAAAGUAAAAAUUGAAGAUUGGAAGAAAGCUUUAUAUUAUAAAGUACCUCAAAGUCAUAGAUUAUUAGGAUUUCCUUACCAUUUUAAUACAUCAAAAUCUAAAUUUAUUUCUGACAAACUCAUAAGUACUUUAGCUAUUCUGGAAUCUAGAGAUAGAUCAUUGUGUCUUUCUUUAGCUGUUUGCUUAUAUAGUCUUCCCGGGGAUUUUAUAUCUGUGUAUAUUUAUAUAAUUACAUGUGUUAAAAUAACUCAAAGAGAACUGAAAAAAUUGGAAAUUGUAAAAGAAAAGGCACAAAGAAAAGCUGAAAUUAAAAAUUCAAAAAAAAAAAAAGAAAUGAAAUCUGAAAAUAUAGAAGUCAAAAAUAUUGAAGAGAUAGAAAAAAAAGAUGAUCAAACUCUAAAACCUUUUGAAGAAAUUCUAAAAUAUGAUAUAUCUAAAUUAGAGGAAUAUAACAAUGAACAAAAAAAGGAAAAGGGAAAUAAAAAAGAGGAAGAGGAAGAGGAAGAGGAAGAGGAAGAGGAAGGAGAAGAAAGAGGAAGAGAUAGAGAAGAAAAAAAAAAUAGAUAUAAAAAUAAAGAGAAUUCAGAAGAAAAAGAUAUAAGUGACAAUUUUUCACAAAGUGGUAACGAAAAUUAUAAAAAAAAAAAACUUAGAAGAGCUGUAGAUUUAGUUAAUUUAAUGCAAAAAUUGAAAAAAAGAGAUACUGUUAAUAAUGAAAAUAAGGAAGCUAUAGAUGGUGAUAGCAAAGAUAAUGAAUUAGACAAAAUAAAUAAUUUAAACAAAAAGGCUUCUAUAAAGGAUGAAGAACGCAUUGAUGAAUUUAAGCAUGAGAAUGAAGAUUCAGUAAAAGUACCAAAUGAAAUAAGCAACAGUUUUGAAAAAAAAGAACUUCAAAAUAAAAAAAGUAGAAGUUUGAAAAAUUCUCAAAAAAUGGAUAAUGAAAAGAUAAAAGAAGAAAAAGGAAGCUUCAAAAAAAAAAAAAAAAAAAAAGAGAAUAGAAAAAAAAAUAAAGAAUUAAAAUUUGAAAAUUUAAAUCUAUCAAAAAACUAUUUUGAAGAAGAAAAAAAAAAAUUACAAAAAGAUAUCGAAAAACUUGAAAAAGAGAAGGAAGAAUUUAAAAGACAAAAAGUUCUUAGAGAAGAAAAAGAGAAGCAAAUGCUAUUAGAAGAAAAGUUAAAGUUACAAAAAGAAAAAGAGCUUUUUGAAAAUGAGAAAUUAGAAAGGCAAAUGUCGCUUAUGCUAAGGAGAAAAGAAUGGGAAAAAAAAAAAGAGGAAGAAUUUAAGAAAAUGAUUGAAGAAGAGAAAUUAAAAAAAGAAAAAAUAAUAAAAGAAAUAAAAAAGAGAAAAGAAAGAGAAAGAGAAAGAGAAAGAGAAAGAGAAAGAGAAAGAGAAAGAGAAAGAGAAAGAGAAAGAGAAAGAGAAAGAAAAAGAGAAAGAGAAAGAGAAAGAGAAAAAGAAAAAGAAAAAGAAAAAGAAAGAGAAAGAGAAAAAGAAAAAGAAAAGGAAAAGGAAAAAGAAAAAGAAAGAGAGAGAGAAAGAGAAAGAAAAAAAGAAAAAGAAAGAGAAAGAGAAAAAGAAAGAGAAAGAGAAAGAGAAAAAGAAAGAGAAAGAGAAAAAGAAAGAGAAAGAGAAAGAGAAAGAGAAAAAGAAAAAGAAAAAGAAAGAGAAAGAGAAAGAGAAAAAGAAAGAGAAAGAGAAAAAGAAAAAGAAAAAGAAAGAAAAAGACAAAAGGAAAAUGAACUAAGAGAAAAAUAUAUAUAUGCAAAUGAGCAUAGGAAUAUAAGUAGUUUUGAUGAAAAAUUAGACCUGAAUCAAAUAUGUUCAAGAAAUUCAAAUUUUGAUGAUGAAAGUAAAAAAAAAAAAAAAACAAUAAAAAUACACGCUAAUAGAAAGGAACAUAGUGUAUAUAGUUCCAGCUAUACAGAAGACAAAUAUAUAAAUAGAAAUGAUAAUUUAAAUGAAGAAAAUAUAGCAAGGUAUUUGUAUUAUAAAACAAAAAAUGAAAAUAUUGGAAAAAAAAAUUAUAGGUAUGAUGAACCUCAUUACGGUAAAGAUAUGAAAAACAUGACAUACAGUGAAAUGAAAAAAAGUGAUUUAUUUAAAGGUUUUGUUGUUCUUUCUGAAAAAAAAAAAAAAAUUUUAAUAGUAAAGAAGCACUGA